Messenger RNA from Kogia breviceps (pygmy sperm whale), 1542 nucleotides. It is a transcript of the gene PRAME, whose product is annotated as PRAME nuclear receptor transcriptional regulator. Gene Ontology annotation, biological process: positive regulation of cell population proliferation; negative regulation of apoptotic process; negative regulation of DNA-templated transcription. Lineage: Eukaryota; Metazoa; Chordata; Mammalia; Artiodactyla; Physeteridae. Gene Ontology annotation, cellular component: cytoplasm. The record is from RefSeq and is a predicted model, not a curated record.
AUGUGGCCCAGACUCCCCCAAGGAGUAUUCUUUCAGGACUCAUUCCGGAGCAGAUUCUUUAGGAUGGGCAUCCAGGCCCCACCUCAACUCCUGGAACUGGCCGGCCGGAGCCUGCUGAGGGAUGAGGCCUUGGCCAUCACCGCUCUGGAGGAGCUGCCCGCUGAGCUCUUCCCGCCCCUGUUCUCCAUGGCCUUUGCCGGGAUGCGCAGCCAGGCCCUGAAGGCGAUGGUGCAGGCCUGGCCCUUCCCCUGCCUCCCGCUGGGGGCCCUGAUGAAGGAGCACAAGCCUCACCUGGAGACCUUCCAAGCUGCAAUCGAUGGCCUGGAUGUCCUGCUUGCGCAGGAGGUCCGCCCCAGGCGGUGGAAGCUGCAGGUGCUGGAUUUGCGCCGGGACGCCCACCAGGACUUCUGGACUGUGUGGUCCGGCACCAGGCCUCGUGUGUGCUCGCUGUUGGAGCCUGAGGCGGCCCAGCCUGUGAGGAAGAGGCGCCGGGUGGAAGGUGCAAGGGCGUGGCCGGAGCAGACCUGGGCCCCCGUGGAGGUGCUCAUAGACCUGUGCCUCAAGGAGGGCAUCCCCGACGCAUCCCUCAGCUACCUCCUGAAGAAGGUCAAGCAGAGAAGGGGCUCACUCCUCCUGUGCUGUCAGAAGCUGAGGGUCUUCGCCGUGCCCAUGCAGAACAUCAGGAAGAUCCUGAAGCUGGUGCAGCUCGACUCUGUCCAGGACCUGGAGGUGAACUGCACCUGGAAGCUGGCCACCCUGGGCAGGUUCGCGCCAUACCUGGGCCAGAUGGUCAACCUGCGCCGGCUGCUCCUCUCCCAUAUCCACAUGACGCCACACGCCAUCCCCAGCAAGGAGAAGCACUGCGUCGGCCAGCUCACCGCCCAGUUUACCAGCCUGCAGCACCUGCAGGAGCUCUACCUGGACUCCAUCUCCUUCCUUGAGGGCCACCUGGGCCACGUGCUCAGGUGUCUGAAGAACCCCCUGGAGACCUUGUCGAUUACCAACUGCAUGAUUUCGGAGUCAGACCUGAUGCAUCUGUCGCAGUGCCCGAGCCUCAGCCAGCUGAAGGAUCUGGGCCUUAGCGGGGUCAACCUGACCAGCGUAAGCUCCGAGCCCCUCCGGGUCCUGAUCGAGAAGGCCUCAGCCACCCUCCAGGACCUGGACCUGGACGAGUGUGGCAUCAUGGACUCCCAGUUCAGUGCCCUCCUGCCCGCCCUGAGCCACUGCUCCCAGCUCACCACCUUCAGCUUCUGCGGCAACCCCAUCUCGAUGGCUGUGCUGGAGAGCCUGCUGCACCACACCGUGGGGCUGAGCAAGCUGAGCCACGUGCUGUACCCCGCGCCCUUGGAGAGCUACGAGGACGUGCAUGGCACCCUCCACCUGGGCCGCCUGGCACACCUGCAUGCCCGGCUCAAGCAGAUGCUGCAGGAGUUGGGGCAGCCCAGCGUGGUCUGGUUCAGCGCCAACCCCUGUCCGCACUGUGGCGACAGGACCUUCUACAACCCAGAGCCCAUCCUGUGCCCGUGUUACAUGGCCGCCUAG